This is a messenger RNA of Calidris pugnax (ruff), 1086 nucleotides long. RefSeq names its product MAK16 homolog (gene MAK16). The coding region runs from base 1 to 651 and encodes 216 amino acids. Gene Ontology annotation, biological process: maturation of LSU-rRNA; maturation of 5.8S rRNA. Lineage: Eukaryota; Metazoa; Chordata; Aves; Charadriiformes; Scolopacidae. Gene Ontology annotation, cellular component: nucleolus; preribosome, large subunit precursor. The transcript has 7 exons. The record is from RefSeq and is a predicted model, not a curated record.
AUGGCGGUCCUGCUCAGCAAGAACUACGAGAAAGCGUUGGAAGAGAUCGACGAGAACCUCAUCUACUGGCCGCGGUUCAUCCGGCACAAAUGCAAGCAGCGCUUCACCAAGAUCACGCAGUACCUCAUCCGCAUCCGCAAGCUGACGCUCAAGAGACAGAGGAAGCUGGUUCCUUUACGCAGGAAGAUUGAAAGGCGAGAGAAGAGGAGAGAGGAGAAAGCCCUGAUUGCCGCUCAGCUGGACAACGCCAUCGAGAAGGAAUUACUGGAAAGACUGAAACAGGACACAUAUGGAGACAUUUACAACUUCCCCAUCCACGCCUUCGACAAAGCUCUACAACAGCAGGAAGCAGAAAGCGAGAGCGAGUCUGAUGCGGAGAAGGAGGAGGAUGAUGAUGAGGACACAGAUAAAAGAGAGUUUGUGGAAGCCAGCAGCGAUGACAGUGACCUCAGUGACUUCGAGGACAUGGAUAAGCUGGAGACAAGUAGUGAAGAGGAGCAGGAAGAGGAGGAGGAAGUAGAGAAGCAAGCCUCUCACUCCAAAUCUAAAGGGAAAACUCCCCUGAAAGGACCAGCCAGAAGAAAACGUCGCUACAUUGAAAUAGAGUAUGAAGAGGAAACAGAGCCAACCAGCAAAACAAAAGCAGCCUGACUCCUUCCUCACCCCACGUUUUGUACGGAAUGAGAGGACUCCAGAUCUGUCACUGUAACUCCUUCCAGCUCUCACCACUUUCUGCAGGACCCUCAUUAAUUACUUUUUCCAUGCUCUAGACUAAUACUUUUCUGUAAGAAAAGAAAGGUUUCUGCCCUGACCCUGGGCCGUUGCAGCAAGUUUGUACAACUCCUGCGUGAAACACAGCUUGAAGACUCCCCACCUUCUCUGCAGCCACACAAAGCUCAGCUCAGACUGUGCUCUGGGAAGGACCCUGGGCUGGGGGGUAACUGCUGCUUUGUUCCAAAGCUGGAGAAGCCCACACGUGGGGGGGCGAGCACAGGAGCGUGUCUUGUUUGGGGAGGUAUGGAGCUAACGGGUGGGAUGAGAAAGACAGUAACUUUUAAUAAAAAAAUAAAUUUUACUGUACAAAAA